Ceratotherium simum simum (southern white rhinoceros) is the source of this 2682-nucleotide messenger RNA. It is a transcript of the gene CDKN2AIP, whose product is annotated as CDKN2A interacting protein. The record is from RefSeq and is a predicted model, not a curated record. Gene Ontology annotation, cellular component: nucleoplasm; nucleolus. Lineage: Eukaryota; Metazoa; Chordata; Mammalia; Perissodactyla; Rhinocerotidae.
GGGCGGUUCGGGCUGCUCGCGGCGCUGUUGUCUGGCGUCUGAGCCUCCCGAGGGGCGUUCUCUGUCUUGCCGCCGGUGCAGGCCGCAGUGACAGGGCCGCGCGCCCCCGCGCCCCCGCUCCCUCCCGGUGCAGCGCCGGCUCGCGGCCGCCGCGGCCCGCAAGCCCAACAUGGCGCAGGAGGUGGCGGAGUACCUGAGCCAGAACCCGCGGGUGGCCGCCUGGGUGGAGGCGCUGCGCUGCGAGGGCGAGACGGACAAACACUGGCGCCACCGCCGGGAGUUCCUGCUCCGCAACGCCGGGGACCUGGCCCCCGCGGGCGGCGCCGCCUCCGCGGCCCCGGAGGACGCGGCCGACGCCGAGAGCGGGACCCGCAAGCGGCAGCUGCAGCAGCUCAUCUCCUUCUCCAUGGCCUGGGCCAACCACAUCUUCCUCGGGUGCCGGUACCCUCAAAAAGUUAUGGAUAAAAUACUUAGUAUGGCUGAAGGCAUCAAAGUGACAGAUGCUCCAAUCCAUACAACAAGAGACGAACUGGUUGCCAAGGUGAAGAAAAGAGGGAUAUCGAGUAGCAAUGAAGGGGUAGAAGAGCCAUCGAAAAAACGAGUCAUAGAAGGAAAAAACAAUUCUGCAGUUGAGCAAGAUCAUGCAAAAGUUUCUGCCAAAACAGAACAUGCAUCAGCUCAGCAGGAAGUCAGCUCAACGUGUACGGGGUCAUCUGUGAAAUCCGAGAGUAGUGGGAACUCAACUCGGAGCUCUGGUACCUCGAGUCAGAACAGCUCGACGAGUGAUGGAGAUCGGUCUGUUUCCAGCCAAAGCAGCAGCAGCCUUUCCUCUCAGGUAACAGCGGCAGCGUCUGGAAAAGCUUCUGAACCCGAAGCUGCAGAUAAACAUGGUGCAGCGUCGCUUGUCUCUUCGUUGUUGAAAUCCAGUGUGAAUAGUCAUAUGACCCAGUCCACUGAAUCCAGACAACAAAGUGGAUCACCUGAAAAGAGUGCUUUGGAAGGCUCUUCAGUCUCAGCUUCUCAAAGCCUCUCAGAGAUAGAGGUGCCCUUGUUGGGCUCCUCAGGAAGCUCAGAAGUAGAGUUGCCACUGUUGUCUUCUAAACCUAGUUCAGAGACAGCUUCAAGUGGGGUAACUGCCAAAACUAGUUCAGAGGCAAGUGUUUCAUCAUCCGUUUCUAAAAACAGUUCCUCAUCAGGCACAUCCUCGCUAACUCCCAAGAGCAGCACCUCAACACACACAUCGCUGCUGACUUCCAAAAGCACUUCGCAGGUAGCUGCAUCACUGUUAGCUUCCAAGAGCAGCUCCCAGGGCAGUGGGUCUCUCGUUUCCAAAAGUGCUUCCUUAGCGAGUGUGUCCCAGCUGGCUUCCAAGAGUAGUUCUCAGACUAGCACAUCACAGUUGCCUUCUAAAAGUACUUCACAGUUAAGUGAGAGUUCUGUUAAAUUCUCUUGUUGCAAGUUGACCAAUGAAGAUGUGAAACAGAAGCAACCUUUUUUCAACAGACUGUAUAAAACGGUGGCGUGGAAGCUGGUAGCUGUUGGUGGCUUUAGUCCCAGUGUGAAUCACGGAGAGCUCCUAAAUGCAGCUAUUGAGGCUCUGAAAGCAACACUGGAUGUGUUUUUUGUCCCGCUAAAAGAACUGGCAGAUCUGCCUCAAAAUAAGAGCUCUCAAGAAAGUAUUGUUUGUGAAUUGAGGUGCAAGUCUGUGUAUUUGGGCACUGGCUGUGGCAAAAGCAAAGAAAAUGCAAAAGCAGUUGCAUCUAGAGAAGCACUGAAGUUAUUUCUCAAGAAAAAGGUGGUGGUAAAAAUAUGUAAAAGGAAAUACAGAGGCAGUGAAAUAGAAGACCUGGUACUCCUUGAUGAAGAGUCAAGGCCUGUAAACUUACCUCCGGCGUUAAAACAUCCUCAAGAAUUACUAUAAUAUGUCCAAAAUAUCACUGCAUACAGUAUCUGGUAUUUGACGACAAAAACUGGCUUACUUUUGUACAAUAUAAAACAGGCUUUCACAAAUUUUGUAUUGCUUUUUUCCAGUUUUGCAGAAAAUUUACAUUCUAGUUCUCUUCACACAAUAGUUGUAAAUAAUUUGUGAAUGACAGUACACAUUAAAAAGUAUGCAUUAACGGCGUACCAGUAUGCUGUUUUUGUUUGCUGAAGAAAAUACUGUCUUCUAUUUUUAAUGAUACAUUAGGUACGAUGUGUAGUUCUGUAGUCUUAAAACUUUUGUACUUUCAAUUUGGUGAAAAUGUAUUGUCUACCAUGCAUUUUUUUUUCUAGCUGAAUAAACCUCCACAUCCAAGAAAAGGGGACCAUAGUAUUUGAAUGUCUGAAAGUUUGUGAAGCUUAAGGUUUUAAGAAUGUUGCCCAUAAUGUUGAACGUGUCUCUUAAAGAAUAAAAGAAAAAAUAGUUGCCUCAGACUAUUUUUAUGAGAAGUUGUAAGCAUUUUUUAGAUAUAAAGCAGUAUAAAGUACUUAAGGUUAUUUUAUUCUGAAGUUGUUUAAAAUUCACCAUGAUUUUGCUGCAGAUUCUUUAAGUGGGUUAAUUUAUGUUUUGAGGUAAAAUACAAUUUACACUUUUUCUUAACAUAAAUGUGGGUUUCUAUAUUAAGCAUAUUUUGUGACUACUACUAUUAACAGAUUGAUUUGUUUAGAUAUUAAAUGCUUUAAGCUACUUUACCUUUUCAA